Podarcis raffonei (Aeolian wall lizard) is the source of this 693-nucleotide messenger RNA. Its product is annotated as protein mago nashi homolog 2-like. The transcript has 3 exons. NCBI's taxonomy places the organism in Eukaryota, Metazoa, Chordata, Lepidosauria, Squamata, Lacertidae. The coding region runs from base 1 to 693 and encodes 230 amino acids. Gene Ontology annotation, biological process: RNA splicing. The record is from RefSeq and is a predicted model, not a curated record. Gene Ontology annotation, cellular component: exon-exon junction complex; nucleus; catalytic step 2 spliceosome.
AUGGAAACACAGGUUAUGGAGAUGAGCAAGGAGCCAUUUUCAUCAGACGAACCUGAUGUGAGGACAAGGUCUCGGUGGGCCGGUGGGGAAUAUGUGGCCAUUGCGAGCGAUUUCUAUCUGCAUUAUUACGUUGGGCACAAGAGGAAGUUCGGCCACGAGUUUCUUGAGUUCCGCCCUGACGGGAAACUGAGAUAUGCAAACAACAGCAGUUAUAAAAAUGAUGUCACGAUCAGAAAAGAAGCCUAUGUACACAAAAGUGUGAUGGAAGAGCUAAAGAGGAUAACCGAUGACAGUGAAAUCACGAAAGAAGAUGAUGCAUUAUGGCCGCCUCCUGACAGAGUUGGCUGGCAGGAGCUUGAAAUUGUAAUUGGUGAUGAACACAUCUCUUUUACCACAUCAAAAAUUGGUUCUCUUAUUGAUGUAAAUCAGUCCAAGGAUCCAGAAGGUCUAAGAGUGUUUUACUACCUUAUCCAGGACCUCAAGUGUCUCGUCUUCAGUCUCAUUGGAUUACACUUCAAGAUUAAGCUAAGAUUAAGAUUAAAUUGCUGUUCAAGAUUAAAUUUAAAUAAACCUUUAGACAAUCAUGCUGAAGACGAUCCCAGGAUAAUUGUCCUUACCAGUAGGGCUACAUUAUUUGCAUUUGUCCUGGGCGAUGCAAUUCAACUUGGGGAUGGUGAUGACCCUUUUUCCUGA